Messenger RNA from Prorocentrum cordatum, 675 nucleotides. NCBI's taxonomy places the organism in Eukaryota, Dinophyceae, Prorocentrales, Prorocentraceae. The record is from the annotation of a GenBank genome assembly.
AUGGGGGUUAGUAAAUCUGCUGCGCGCAGCUGGUUUCGGCCCCGCCGCUGCGCGCUGUCCUCGACGUAUGGACGUCUGGCGUCGGGAGGCGCCAGGAACAUCCUCUGUGUGGGCUGCUUCGCUCGCCUUCCCUUUUGCUGCCCCCCCUUCCCUUCGCCCCGGAAGGCGGCUGCGCAGGUCAGAAGCGGCGAGACCAAUCGUGUCAUCUGGAUGUGCUGGACUGGCAACAACGCGGUGCCCUCUCACCUGCGGCUGUGCCUGCGUACGAUUCAGCGGAACGCCGGGUUGCCAGUCAUACUGGUGACGCCCAGCAACGUGCUUCGCUUUGUGCCUGACCUGCACCCAGCAUACGAGUUCUUGCACCUGCAGCACCGCGCAGACUAUCUGGCCGGCUCCCCGGGCCGCUACCCCAUGGGUCCAUUCAAGCCCAACACCGGCCUAACGCGGAAGUGGCUCGAGGCGCUUCGCGCCAAGCUUGACCAGGCCCUCCCCGUCUUUCAGGCGCGGCAGGGCUACCCGUUCUAUUGGCAGGAGAUCCUGAGAGACAUUUUCGUGCCCGCCAGCCUCGUUCACAGAGACAAGGUUGCCCGGGCGGAUGUCGUCGGCGACAGGGUUGCCCAGUUAAGUCGGGCGUGUCUCUCUACAGGAGGAAUAUUCCAAACUAAAAAAGGUUGA